AUGUGCAUUCCUUUGAGUCGAAAUGUGAGGAGUGAUCGAAUAACCUGGAAACUGGAGAGAAAAGGAUUUUAUUCUGUGAAGAGUGCUUAUUGGGUGGCUCGAGAUAUUGUGUUAGAUAAUUUGCGGGUUUCAACAUCUGUGGGUGAUCCUUUUGACUUGCUUUGGAAGGCUUUAUGGCAUGCUAGGGUACCAGGGAAAGUUCAUAUUUGUUUAUGGCAGGCAUGUAAUAACUUGUUGCCUACACGGGAUCGGUUAACUACUAAAGGGUAUACAGGAGAGUUGGGCUGUUUGUUGUGUUCUCACCCGUAUGAGGAUAGCAGACAUGUCUUUUGCGCUUGUCCGGUGGCCAAAGAGAUAUUGGGUGCUGCUCUGUUUAAUUUGCCUCUAUCUAUGUCACAUUCCUUUAGUUUCAAAGAGUGGAUGUUAGAACAGGCAACCACCAUGUCUUCUGAUAUUUUUGCAAAGCUUCUUAUGACGGUUUGGGCAUUGUGGAAGAAUCGAAAUGAGAAAUUAUGGUCAGAAAAGUCUCAAAGUGCAGUAGCUAUUUCUUUGGGUACUAUGACUUGGUAUGAAAGCUUUUUACUUAAUAGGUAUCCUAAUGGGAGGAAGCAAAAAGGCCGUGCCCACCAGUUCUGGAAGGCACCACAGGCAGUGGGCUAUGGUACUGUAGGAGGCGUCAUAAGGAAUGAUCAGGGUGGAUUUGUUGCGGCUAUUGCGCAUCAGGUUAGUCAUGUUACAGCAGCACUACACAUUGAAUUGGUGGCUAUACGAGCAGGUAUGGAUUUGUGUCAAGCUAUGAUGGUUGAUAAAGUAAUUAUUGAAAGUGAUUGCUUAGUUGCCAUCCAAGCAAUAACUUCAGAGGUGCCUGAUAUGUCUGUUUAUAGUCCUCUCAUUGAGGAUAUCAAAGUAGGUGCAAGGGUGUUUCAGGAUAUCUCUUUUGUUCAUGCUCCUCGUUCUGCAAAUUGUGUGGCUCAUAGGUUAGCUAGUCAUGCCUUUGAAAAUGAAGGUUCUUUUGAGUGGUUCGCUCAAGCUCCGGAGUUAAUUUUGGAUGCCAUUAUGUACGAUUGUAAUCAUCGUAAUUGA
Molecule: messenger RNA, 1083 nt
Organism: Rosa rugosa (rugosa rose)
Lineage: Eukaryota; Viridiplantae; Streptophyta; Magnoliopsida; Rosales; Rosaceae
Exons: 2
Coding region: 1-1083 (360 amino acids)
Molecular function (GO): nucleic acid binding; RNA-DNA hybrid ribonuclease activity
Source: RefSeq, a predicted model, not a curated record